This is a messenger RNA of Lolium rigidum, 1118 nucleotides long. RefSeq names its product gamma-glutamylcyclotransferase 2-2-like. Bases 219 to 878 code for a protein of 219 amino acids. The transcript has 9 exons. The record is from RefSeq and is a predicted model, not a curated record. Gene Ontology annotation, molecular function: glutathione specific gamma-glutamylcyclotransferase activity; gamma-glutamylcyclotransferase activity. NCBI's taxonomy places the organism in Eukaryota, Viridiplantae, Streptophyta, Magnoliopsida, Poales, Poaceae. Gene Ontology annotation, cellular component: cytoplasm. Gene Ontology annotation, biological process: glutathione catabolic process.
ACCACCCUACACAUGUUCUUCCCCAAUCCCCCAAAUCUCCUACCCACGCCCAGGAGGAGAGAGGACUGCACGCUCGGGAGACGCGGCGGCGGCGGCUAAGAGGAGUCAAAUCCAAUCUCUACCACUCCUCCUCCUCCUGCCCCGCCAUCCACCCGCAGCAUUCUCUCCGGCGUUUCUUCCACUAGGGCAAUAAAAAGGAGAGAGAGGGAUUCAUCAAGAUGGUGCUAUGGGUCUUCGGGUACGGCUCCCUCAUCUGGAACCCUGGCUUCGAUUUCGACGACAAGAUCCUGGGAUUCAUCACGGGCUACAAGCGGACGUUCAAUCUCGCUUGCAUUGACCACAGAGGCACGCCAAAGGAUCCAGCCAGGACCUGCACUCUUGAAUCCGAAGAGGGGGCCAUAUGCUGGGGAAUCGCAUAUUGUGUCAAUGGUGGCCUAGAAAAAGAGCGAGAAGCAAUGCAGUACUUGGAGAGAAGAGAAUGUGAGUAUGAUCAGAAGAUCUCUGUGGAUUUCUACAAGGAUGGAAAUUCUCUGGAACCAGCUGUGACGGGUGUAUUAGUUUUCGUAUCCACUCCUGAUCCAGUUGGCAACAAAUACUAUCUUGGCCCUGCUCCGUUGGAGGAUAUGGCAAUGCAAAUUGCUACAGCUAGUGGCCCUAAUGGAAAUAAUAGGGACUACUUGUUCUCAAUGGAGAAGGCACUGUCCAACAUAAGCCAUGAAGAUGAUUCCAUCAUUGAGCUUGCUGAUGAGGUGAGGAAGGUGCUGAGCAGGUUGAAUGAGAAGAAGAUUACCGGCCCUGACAUACCACUUAAAUCUCAAACUCCUCUUGUGCACUUGUCACCACUUCUUGAAGGCACUGUAGUGGAUUCGAGAUACUAAGGGUGGCAUGUCUUGAUCAGCUGAAGAGAUGGCAUUUUCCUCUGACCAUACUCACUCUUGAUAUUCCAGACUGAAAGUUUUGUUCUUUGCUUCACCUCUGGCAUCACUGAGGAUCCAUAUGUACCGAUUUACUUGUGGCAAAACUAUACAGCUUGCAGAGUGCUAAUGCGAAACCAUGUGAUUUGCUUCAUUUGGUACCCUAAUAAUAAAUGGAUUUGGCUACUUUAGGCAUUUUCGUUA